AGAGAGAGAGAGAGAGAGAGAGAGAGAGAGAGGUUGAGCGGCAUCAUAUCAGACGCUGCUUUGCAUCCGAAAAAAUCUCAAUCACCUCGUCAGGAGCCGGCGGAGCCCUCUUCCCGGUCACAGCUCCUCUCAGAGACCGCACGAAGACACACAGGACGCGAGCCGGAGGGUAAAACAGUCCAAUAACAGAAAACAACAGCAAGAGACACCGCACGUACACAACACCGCCAGAGGCAGCGCGCGCGGACCCGCCGUGGUGGAGGAGCGCCGUCUCCCCGCGUGCUAGCACAUCUGGAUCCAGAUCAGACAUAUUCCACAGUGGACCAAUCCUCAGUCAACUUAACUCAACUUCCUCAUCGACGCCAAUAUUCCAGCGGAACAAAGCAAGAAGCAAAAGAUAAGUUCUCGUGCCGAGGGAAGACCGACGAGCGCCGAGGAAGAAUGAGAAGAGGAGCCGGUCGAAUAAGAGAUGGCCUCAGGAGAAGUGAAAACCGGUCUAGCAGCAGGACAAACUCAGCUUGCCAAUUUCCACCGAAAAUAAUACAUGUGGACUUUAUUUAGGCGAUAGAUGCUGUUUACUUACUGCCAGUAAAGUGCCAUAUCCAAGUGAUUCACUCAUUUUUACUCUAAUCAGUCAUUUAACAAUCUGAGAGGAAAACAAAAGUUUGGCCAAAGCUUUCUAAUGACUGCAGGCUACAUGAAUACAUGUUAAAUGGCAGGGAUCUCUGGUCAGAUUCCUCCGUCGGACAUUGUAAUGACGUCCCAAAUGGCCCAGAGAACAGGACAGCUGAGACACAGCAAGGCAGGAAUCUUAUCCACAACCGGCUCCUUCGUCUGCUGCCUCGCUCUGUUGUCGCUGCUCCGACUGCCGGCUGUAAAGGCAGACUGCUGGCUUAUCGAAGGGGAGAAAGGCUUUGUGUGGCUGGCCAUCUGCAGCAUGAACCAGCCGCCCUACGAGGCCAUCCCUUCCCACAUAAAUAGCACGAUUGUGGAUCUGAGGCUGAAUGAGAACAAGAUACGGUCGGUGCAUUAUUCCUCGCUCAGUCGCUUCGGAAACCUCACCUACCUGAACCUCACCAAGAACGAUAUCAGCUAUGUGGAAGACGGAGCGUUCUCGGCACAGUUUAACCUGCAGGUUCUCCAGAUGGGCUUUAACAAAUUGAGAAACCUGACAGAGGGGAUGCUGCGGGGCCUGGGCAAGCUGCAAUAUCUCUACUUGCAAGCUAAUCUCAUCGAGACUGUUACAACCAACACCUUCUGGGAGUGUCCCAAUUUGGAGAAUAUAGAUCUCUCCAUGAACAGGAUCCAGGUUCUGGAUGGCAGUUUGUUCUCUGGACUCUCCAAGCUGACGACCUGUGAACUCUACACCAACCCCUUCAACUGCUCAUGUGAGCUUCUGGGUUUCCUGCGCUGGCUAGCUGUGUUCCCCAACAGAACCAGCGAGCGGAUGGUGUGCGACUCCCCUCAAGGAUUCUCCGGCUACAACCUGCUGAGCCAGAACCCUCGCAUGCCAGCCCAGCGCAAUGCCUUGCACGUGCUUAAUCUGGUGUGCACAGAUGACGGCAGCAGCGUGACACCCUUCUACAUCUUUGACUCCACCACCCAGCUGCCAGACUUCGCCUCCCCCUGCGGACUGGAUGAUUGUGCCUCGGGGACGGCUCCCGACGAAGUGAUAAGCAACAGCCCUAACUUGAUAGACUCCAAGCCUAUCAUGACAAUAAAAAAAGUGGAACAUUCGAGUGCAGUGAUAACAGUUCAGAUUCCCUAUCUGUUUAAGAAAUUGUACAUACUGAUUCUGUACAAUAACAGCUUCUUUACUGAAAUCAAAACUCUGAAUAAAAACAGCGAGGAUAUUGAGCUGAAGAACUUGACACCCAACACGGACUACACUUACUGUGUGGCUUCUACCAGAUACUCCCUGAGGUUCAACCACACAUGUUUGACCUUCUCUACUGGUCGAAGAGCCGGUGCAGAGAGGAUUCGCAAUCAGUCGUCCGCCACACAUUACAUCAUGACUAUACUGGGCUGUCUGUUUGGCAUGCUGCUCUUCCUCGGCCUCGUCGUGCACUGCCUGAGGAAGAAGAGAAUCAUGGAGGAGAAGGAGAGAAAGAUGAGCAGAAUCCAGAGGACGUUGAUAGAGCUGAAGUACGGCGGGGAAGGGGACAUAGAGGGAGGGAGUGGAGGAUCUGUCUCACAAAAGCUUGCUGUGGGCGAAAGCUUGUCCAGAAUGCCCUACCUUCCCCAGGGAGGCGAGAUUGAUCCGUACAAGCUUCAGGAGGUGAUAGAGACUCCAGGACACAAGUCUGCCAAGCUGAACUACAUGGAGGUCAGAGGCUCUGGCAUCGAAAAGGAACGGGAGCGAGAGAGAGAAAGGGAGAUGUUACCACAAGCCAAUUCCCAGGGCUCAGUAGCUGAGAUCUCCACCAUUGCUAAAGAAGUUGACAAAGUUAACCAGAUCAUUAACAACUGCAUAGAUGCUCUCAAAUCCGAGUCCACAUCCUUUCAGCAGGGAAUAAAGUCCCCGACUGCAGGUGGAGGAGCCGUUUCGACAGAGGAGCCACAACUGGUGCUUCUGUCCGAGCAAGGAGAGAGAGGAGGCGAGUUCCUCUCACCCGUCUACAAGGGUGGAAGAGGAGGAAGAGAAGAACGGUCGAGGAGUUACCAUCCAUCUUUGCAACGACAUCACAGCAUGGAAGCUCCUCCGACAACCAAACGGCCUAGCACCUCCUCCUCUCCUGGCUCCGCCCGGAGCCCUCGCUCCUUCCGCUCUGAGGGAGGGUACCACUCGUCAGAGGCCCGCUACAUCGAAAGAGCCUCACCCGGGGAAAGGGGAGGAGACGCCAUCCGCACCGUCAACCCAGCUGCGGCUAUCCUACGGGCCGAGGCCCAGAGGAUCCGUCAGUACAAUGAACACCGCCACUCCUACCCAGGAUCGCAGCAGCAUCUCCAGGAGCUUCAGCAUCAUCCGCAAGUCUUUCAGGAGCUUCACCACCACCCAGGAGGUCGCAAGCCUUCUGUGUUGGAUCCCAUCACCCUCAGCAGGCAAGCAAAGCAGCGGGAGUUAACCUACUCCCAGCUUUCACAAAAUUACCCGCUCUCACCCCAAUACCACAACCUCAGCUACUGCUCCAGUCCUGAGGAAGACGAGGAGGAGGAAGGGCUCCUAUGCACCCCAACCCUAGGGCUUUGGGAGAGGUUCAAAAUGCACCGUAAAAGGCAUCGGCAGGCAUCCUUAGAGGACGAAGGAUAUGUGGCAGCUGGGCAUGCACUGAGACGGAAGGUUCAGUUUGCCAAGGAUGAAGAUCUUCAUGACAUACUUGACUACUGGAAGGGUGUAUCUGCCCAGCAGAAAGCUUGAUCCCAUAUGUGAAGUUGCCAAACACCUUGAACUCAGUAUAACACCCUGCAUCCAUAACACACUGAUACAAAUAUGUGGAUAUUUUCAUCAAAGACUUGUAAAUAUACACAAACAGCUUAUGGGAUUUACAAAAAAUCACUUUGCACAUACAUGUUUACACACACACGCACACACAGGUAGAGACAAAAAACACACACGCACACAUUUUACACAAACUAAGCCUUUUCCUCCCGAAACGGAUGAGGACCAAGCUAAUAUACUUAUUAUCGUGAACAAAAAUAUGAAUAAAUUAUUGAGACUGAGACACUUUUUUGUAAUGUAAUGGAAAUUAUAGCUCAGACUUAUGUAGCUAUUUGUAAGUUUUGAAAGAAGAAACGUAGAAUCAACAUUAAGAAUAGAAAAAUCCCUAAUUGUGGUAGGAAAACCCAUUUUGAACAACCCAGUGAUGCUUUGGAUGCUCCCAACAGACUCAAACUCAACAGAGCCAUAAUUAUUGCUCUCCAAAAACCGAGUCAAACAACCAGAAAAGCAACCAUUCAAAAUGAAUGUACAGUGUUAUUCAGAGGUUUUCAUAUGCUCAUAAAAAAUAACCCAAGUCUUCUAAUUGUUCAUUUGGUAUUUUCUUUUUCAGGGUGGAAUGAUUUUAUAACAAGUAAGCAGACAUUUAUUGUCAAGUUUAAAUGGCAGUCGGUCACUCUGUUUUUACUCUGUUUUUCAUCUAUUUUAGUGUCAAUCUGAGGAAAAGUUAAAAUAUUUUGGGGAUGACUUCCUCAUUUAUUAAACCACCUGCCUUGUGUGAUCUAGCAGUUAUUGCUACUGAACAGUGAAAAAAAAAAGCAGUGGCACAACGCUGCCAUUGCCAUGAUUGACAGAUGCUACAGUAUUUUUAUGUUUGAAAUGCCCUACUUAACUUUUUAAAGCAUCCCUACUGUCAGCAUGACAUCAUAGCUUCAUCUUUUUGUCAUCUGCACAAGCAAUUUGUCUUUGAAAGGCUGCUGAGAAACUAAUUUCAAGAGAAGCCGGCUCAUCUAUGUUGUAAAACUGAGAAAGAAUAUGACAAUAUAAGAAACACAAAAUCAAUACAUCUAAGACGGCAGCAUAACAAAGUAAAAAGCCAAACUAAAAUUAAAAUUUUAAAUUUCAGGGUCUCUUUCUAUUAGAAAAAAUGCAGCUUUCAAGCACAUCUCCAUUUUCCUUUUGUUUAUUUCCCAUGUUAAAAGUUUAAGAUAUCAAUUUUGUUUGUCAGAAAUAACUUAAUAUUUUCAUAAGAAAAUGUUAAACAUACAAACAUCAGUGUACAUAGAAAUCACCCUUUGGACUGUUUAGGAGCAACAUGCUGAGAACAGUAAACAGGCAAAAGUGAGAAACAAGAGUCAUUUAUAAGAAAAAUGUAGAAAGAAGUAUUUUAAAAUGUGAUGUCUUGCGUACAAAUGGGAUUCUAUUUUUUUCUGCUAUUACGCCUAAAUUAGUUUGUAUUCUAGAAAGUAUUACUAAGCCUAUUUGAGAAAGCCGUUGUUUUUCUGCACUGAAAAUAGAUACGUCAUUCUAAAUGGACUUCAAAACACUGACUCAGAAUCUUCCAGGUGGUUUUGCAGUUGUUCCUGAACAUGGAAGCCGUUUUCAUCUCAUUUGAGACAGUUUGGGUCUUUCAACCUGACCUUGGCAGACUGGUGGCAAAUAAUAACAACUGGUAGCUGCUUAAAGUAAUAAUUGUUGUUUAGAAACUAGCAUUACUUAUCAAAAGACUGAAAUCAAUGGACUGUCAUAAACUAAAAUAUUACUGAAAAGUCUAUUUUUCAGACCUGGACUAAAUUGUUGGCAACCACUGCUAAAGACAGAAAACCCCAAAAUGGUCAUUGGAAUAACUUGAAGCUGACAAAAGAAAUGCAUUAAAAAAAUUACUAAAACCUGACCAAUGAAAAUUAGACAUUGCUUUUAAAAUCUGGUUCCACAGAAUCAUAAAAAACAGCAAACAAUGAAACAGACCUGGACAAAAUGACAGUACCACUAGAAAAGAUAGAAAAUAAUGUUCAAGCUUUUUGCGAGGCACAUCAGCUCCAUCACACCAAUAAAAAUAAAGAUUAAUACAGAAAAGUGGGACUAACCUCCUCACAGGUUAGCAUUUUGCCCACACAAUUCCCCUUCUUUAAAACCACUGCAGCUGUAAGUUGUGUCAUCAUUCCACCCUUGAAAAUUGAAUCCCCCAAAUAAACCAUCAAAAUCUGCAAAUUAUUACGAUGACAAGUGUGUGCAAACACAUGACCACAGCUGCACUCCAACCAGAGUCUGGGAGAUUUAAAACAUCAGAUGACAUGGUUCUGGAUGGGUGGCCAAACAGCAGUAAUAUUUCAAUAUGCUGAGACUGAGUAGGUAGCUCUUAUGAGAGAGAGAGUAUAAUGUGCCAAAUCAGCCGAUGGGGUAGUAGAGCCCUACUGUGUAUUAACUUCUUCUCACCACUGUUUUUAUAUAGAGGAAUAAAAAUUAAAAAAAGAGGGUAAAAGAAUAUAUUAUAAUAUGUUGUUAUUAUUCAUUAUUCUUAUUCUCAUUACUAGUCUUCAUAUUAUCCCUACGAUCCUCAGCAUUAAUAUUUUAUUAUUUGAAUACGGCAUGGCGAUGUUGUGUAACCGUGUUUUUGGACUGUUUUGAAACUCUCAGCCGAGAAGUGCUUAAAAACAGAAACCAACACAACAGAAGAGACGUUCGUGUCCUCCUUUUCUACCGAGAGGAAUAUGCUCUGUCCUCUGAGCCAAAAAAAAAACACACACACACACACAAAAAAAA
This is a messenger RNA of Poecilia reticulata (guppy), 6139 nucleotides long. The record is from RefSeq and is a predicted model, not a curated record. NCBI's taxonomy places the organism in Eukaryota, Metazoa, Chordata, Actinopteri, Cyprinodontiformes, Poeciliidae.